Racocetra persica is the source of this 1393-nucleotide messenger RNA. NCBI's taxonomy places the organism in Eukaryota, Fungi, Glomeromycota, Glomeromycetes, Diversisporales, Gigasporaceae. The record is from the annotation of a GenBank genome assembly.
GAUGGCGAGAAUGCUCGCUGUGCGACACCAUUAUCGAAACAAUAUAUAACCGCUUUCGAAAAAGGGAUUUUGACUUCUGAAUAUGAAGAGGCUAAAGCUGCAUUAAAAAUGAAUGCAACAUGUUCAUAUUGGAUUGGUUCUAGAGAACGGAUAAAAGGUCAAAUGGUUGUAUAUAACGAUUAUCCAGAAAUUCAAGAUAUGGGAUUUAAAUCAAAUAAUGGAAAGAGUAUUGGAAUGAUCUUACCGCAGACUUUAACAAUGGGGACGAUCACUCGUCGCGCCGUGGAAAAAACAUGGAUGACAGCAAGCAAUACAAAGGAGAAUCGUAUCGGUUCCGAACUUAAAACGAAAAUUCAAGCUCCAAAAGGAUAUAAAAUUGUUGGUGCAGACGUCGACUCCGAAGAAUUAUGGAUAGCUAGUUUGAUUGGUGAUUCACAAUUUGGAUUCCAUGGUGCAACUGCUUUGGGAUGGAUGACACUUCAAGGAAACAAGGUGGCCGGAACAGAUUUACAUUCAAGAACUGCAAAGAUUUUGAAAAUUUCGCGGUCAGAUGCGAAAGUAUUCAAUUAUGGUAGGAUAUAUGGUGCAGGGCUUAAAUUUUCUGCACAAUUACUUAGACAAUUUAAUGAGAACAUUGAAGAAAGUGAAGCUAUUGCACGGGUAGCCGAAUUAUACAGCCAGACUAAAGGCAAAAAAUUCUUCACUAAAAAUAUUAAUGUUAAUGAUUUUCCUAGAAAGACGUUUUGGUACGGUGGUAGUGAAAGCUAUAUGUUUAAUAGUCUUGAAGAGAUUGCAACUGCUGAGACACCUCGAACACCAGUUCUUAAAUGUGGCAUAACUGACGCAUUAAAGAGAAAGGUGGUCGACGAAAACUAUAUGACAUCACGAGUUAAUUGGGUUAUACAAUCAUCAGGGGUUGAUUACCUUCAUUUGCUUCUAGUCUCCAUGCAGUAUUUAUUGAAAAAAUAUAAGAUAGAUGGGCGUUUUAUGCUAUCAGUUCAUGAUGAGGUAAGGUUUCUUGUAAAAGAAAGUGACACGUAUCGAGCAGCAUUGGCACUUCAAAUCAGCAAUUUAUGGACAAGAACGAUGUUUAGUUACAUGUUGGGAAUCAAUGAUUUACCAUUGUCCGUUGGUUUCUUUUCGGCUGUUGACAUUGACCACGUUCUUCGCAAAGAAGUUGAAAUGAAUUGUAAAACACUUUCGAACAAUAUUGAGAUAGAGAAAGGUAGGAGCGUAACAAUUCAUGAACUUCUUAAAUAUCAACGAUUAUUAAAGUUCGAUGAGACCAGCCAGGACAAUUACUACGAUGAUGAUAUACAAGAGCCAAAUAUACCGAACGACUUAUUGAUUCCACAUUCAAUACCGGAUAAUGAUUUCUUUUUAUGCAUUCAAU